AAUGCAACGAGUACAGCAAUAUAUACAACGACCAGUAAUAUAAGAUUCUUUUCGAUAAUCCUUUAAAUAAACAUCAAAUAAGGAAAACUGUUGUACUCAAAUAUAAAAGCAAAAACCUAUCUAAGCAUACCAUUAAUAUUAAUCUACUUAAAUACUUCAAAAACCUGACAUACGUCCAAGUUCAUCAUAACCUAGAUAAUCAUCUAUUUAAGCAGUUCCAAGACCAUCUUCAGCCUCUAAUGAUAAAAGGGCUUUUUCAAAUUAGAAAUAACCAUGCAGAUCUUCAUUCAAAGAAUUGAAAAAUUCAACAUACAUUUAAGCAUAAUAAGCUACUCCAUAAUCUAGAUACUAUUCAUUAAAAUAGGUUCCAGAUACUAAUUUUAUGAAAUGUUCAUCAGAUCAAUAAUUACCAAAAAAAUAAAUUGAUUAAAAAGAGUAUAAUAAAUUGCAUGAGAAAUUGCUAUUCUUGGAAAAUAAAAUAAAUAAUAUUAAAUCUAACAUAGAAAUCAGUAAUUCUUAAUUAUAAAAACAAUCUGAAAAAUCAAAAUAAAAGCCACUUGGAUUAGCAGCUAAAUUUUUUCAAAAAAAGGAUCCAGAAAUCAAUGUAUCUAAAGGAUCAAUUACUCCUAAAGAGUUAACUAAAUGUUCAACUUCUUUAAAUUUAUAAAUAAAUUAAGCCUUAAAAUAGAGUUAAGUAAUUAAAUAACAAGAUCAUAAAUCAAGUAUUAACUUAGAUUAAUUUGUCACUUAAGUUAAAUAGAUUAAAAAACCUAUUUAAUAAUAAUCUUAAUUGAGUAGACAUUAAUCUUUAGAUAUAAAUUAAUCCCAUAAUUAAAUAACCAAACCAAUAAUUAAUGAUAAAUCCUAUUCAUCUCAAAAACCUAUUAAAGAUGAUAAUGUAUUCUCAUCUUUUAUCAUAGUUUCUAUACUAUAUCUCUAGUGUAGCUAGAUCCAUAUUUAUAUAAUAAACAAAUAAAGUCGAUGAAGUUGUUAGAGAUCAUAUAAUAUAAACUAUAUAAGUAAAUGUCUCUUAUUAAAAUUAGGGUUUAGAAUAUGCUAGUAAUCUAACAUUAGAAUUCUAAUAAGAUAAAAUAGUUAACUUACCUAAAACAACUCAUUUUAAAACAUUAGUGUUUGAUUUAGAUGAAACUUUGAUUCAUUGUAAUGAAAGUGUUGCUGUUCCUGGUGAUAUUAUUUUACCAAUAACAUUUCCAAAUGGAGAAAAAAUCUAAGCUUCUAUUAAUAUUAGACCUUAUGCAUAAUAGAUUCUAUAAACAUUAUCUAGACACUUUGAAAUUAUUGUUUUUACUGCAUCACAUUCUUGUUAUGCUAACAUUGUGUUAGACUAUUUAGAUCCAAAGAAAUAAUGGAUAAGUCAUAGAUUAUUUAGAGAACAUUGUUUAUAAACUGAUGAAGGAGCUUAUGUUAAAGAUUUAAGGUAAAAUUUACAAUUUUAAUUUAUAGAGUUCUUGGCAAUAGAAAGAUGUCAAAUAUUUUAUUAAUUGAUAAUGCAAGUUAUUCAUUUGGAUAAUAAAUUGACAAUGGUGUACCUAUUAUUGCUUUUUAUGAUAAUAAAUAGGAUUAGGUAAUGAAUAUUAAUUAAUCUAUUAGGAAUUACUUUAUCUACAAAAUUACUUAAUGAAAUUCAGAUUAGUAACAGAUGUUAAAGAAUUGAAUUCUUAGUUAUUAAAGAUAAGUUCAUUCAUAAACUAUUAAGAUCCAAAAAUGCUAUUGUAAGAAUUAUUUCCUUAACAAAUACCAAAAUGA
Molecule: messenger RNA, 1767 nt
Organism: Paramecium pentaurelia
Lineage: Eukaryota; Ciliophora; Oligohymenophorea; Peniculida; Parameciidae
Source: the annotation of a GenBank genome assembly